CUGCAGUCUUCCUACGGCCAUUGUCCAAGCAUACGCGGCUUCCACCGCUUGCAGUGUCCCAGCGCCUUUGCUGUCCCCGGAUGUACUCAGUUGGUCCACCCAGAAACUCGUAUAUACCCACCAAGACUCCAAUACAAGCAUUCUGGUACAACCGUGUUCCGUCCAGUGUUAAGUACUUUGGGCUUAUUGGACUCUCUGCAUUCACAUUCACGCAUGUUCAUCCCAACGUACUAGUGACAGUGGGGCCUCCCGUCUUGGUAGCUGGAUACUACGGAUACAAACAGUUGAUGAAGAGAAUCUACCAACGCGAAACUAAAAAGUUGACAGAGGUCAAGCCUGGCAAUGACAUCGUGCAGAUAAGGAAGUACGACGAAAGCGAGAUGUACAAUGUGUUGAACGGCCUCGAAAACCAGUUCCAGCACUUCACCCACCAAAUACUUGAAGUGGCUGAAAAGAGAAUCGUGGAUUAUGUGAUCGAAGUCGAGACAAGGGGCCUGCUGGAAAACAGGACGGUAACGAGCAUAUCGCAGAUGUUUAUGGACGAGAAUCACCAGAUUUCAGUCCAUUUGGGGAAAGACUUGGAGACUUUUGUGAUGCUGAAAGUGGGUGAAGAUGACUUCAUUAAACUCAGCUUGCCCUUUUAUGAUAGCAACGACAGGAAGCGGAGGCUAGGAACAGUUCAGAUUUAUUUGCUCCAACAGGAGUCCAAAAACGAGGCUGAAAGUUUCAUUCAAUACCGUAUGGGAAUUGAAAUUUCUCAGUAUAUGAAGCCGGGCUCCAUUUUUUUCACCUCUGUUGGAGAAGGAGUUUACAAGAGUAAGGUUUUGCUAGACAACGAAAGCGACAAAGAACGAGACGACAUUGAAGAAACUAUAGAAGCAAAUUGAUGCUCAGGCUUUCAGUGGCCAUUAUGUACAUAGUUAUUAGUAGUAUCUAUUAGAUUUAAAUAAUUGUAAU
Molecule: messenger RNA, 957 nt
Organism: Suhomyces tanzawaensis NRRL Y-17324
Lineage: Eukaryota; Fungi; Ascomycota; Pichiomycetes; Serinales; Debaryomycetaceae
Gene: GOA1
Product: Goa1p
Exons: 1
Coding region: 81-887 (268 amino acids)
Source: RefSeq, a predicted model, not a curated record